CAGAGUGAAGCAGCUUCUUGACAGCACGUCAGGAAACCUUCCAGCCACUGAAGAUUUUUGAGCGAGCGUCUUAAUGUCGUCACACGGCAGCGAAUCUGAAGACAACCACCGCGAUGUCGACUUGGGUGGUGAUUGUCGGCCUGGUAGUCCCGCCACUGCCAGGCUGACGGUGGUGGUGGAGGAUACUCGCUUCUCAGAGGAGAAAACGCUGCUGGUCCAGAGCUGUGACUACUUUGGCGCCCUUUACCGCUCAGGGAUGAGGGAGUGUCGCCAGGAGGAGAUCCACCUCCAGUGCUUGCAUGCUCGUGGCUUCUUCAUCACUUUGGCGGUCAUGCGAGGCGAGGCGCUUGGUUUGGAUGCCGACGACAUCGUGGAGGCCAUCCAAUGCGCGGCUUUCCUGCAGGCGUCACCACUCACCAGGCACCUGGUGGACCUCGUGGACUCCGACAACUGCUUGCUCAUGUUCCACACCGCCGCCACAUUUGGCCUCCUGGAGCUAUACCACGCCGCUGCGCUGUACAUCCGUAAUAUGUACGCCGACAUAGAGGUGGAAGUAAGGCAGACUUUGCCAUCGGAACUGAUUUCUUUCGUGGAGUCGCUGACCCCAAGCGCUUUCGUGGCCGUCGGUGCCCAUGUCACCUGCGGCACGAGUGAAAGCAUCCACGCCGCCUCCAGGACCGUCUGCUACCUGGAUGAAACCGGGAAUACAUGGAAAACGCUGACCGAUCUCCCUCCGGAGGCCAGCACCUCCAUGGCGGGCGUGACCGUCCUGGACAACAAGCUCUAUGUCGUCGGCGGUGUCCGCGGCCUCCACAAAGACGUCGUCGACACAUGCUUCUGCUACGACGUUGAACAGAACAUCUGGACCGAGCUGGCCGGUCCCGGCCAGCCACGCUUCAACCUCAGCCUCAUCGGCCAAAAUGGCCACCUCUACGCCAUUGGAGGAGAGUAUGAGCGGAUCGUGAUGUCGUCUGUGGAAAUACUGGAUGUCCAGACCGGCAGAUGGAGGUUCGCUGCCCACUUGCCUCGGCCAGCGGCGGGGGCGGCGUGCACCAAAGUCACGAGGAGAAUUUUUGUGUGCUUGUGGCGGCCCAUGGAGACCACUGAGAUCCACGAGUAUGUUCCGAGUACGGACGAGUGGCGUCUGGUCACCAGCCUCAUCCGACGCCAGAGCUACGGCCACUGCAUGGUGGGCCACAGGGACGAUCUGUACGUGAUGCGCAACGGGCCGUCGGACGACUUCCUGAGGUGCGUGAUGGACUGUUACAACCUGAGCACGGGCCAGUGGACCUCUCUGCCGGGACACUUCGCCAACAGCAAGGGUUCGCUCUUCACUGCCGUGGUCCGAUGCGACUCUGUCUUCACGCUCAACAGGAGCGCCACGCUGGAGUAUGUUGUCCACGGGAAGACCUGGAAACCGCGACGCCAGAUGAAAGGUUUCCCCCGGAGUGGAUCAGUGUGGACGUUCUUGCUCAGGCUACCAAUGGUCCAAAUACCUUCGACAAAUGAUUGACCAUUUAUAUAUUUGUGUCCAGGGAAACACAGACAUUCCUGCUCUCGUAUUCUGCUGUACAUCAUCUUUGGGAAGACCCGGACACAUGACGCUUGAUGAAAGGCUUCCUCCGGAGGGCAUCGGUCCGGAUGUUCUUCUACCAACGGUUCAAACACUUCAGACAAAUGAUCAACUGGACUAGUCACCCGUAUGAUCCAACACCAGUGCAUGCUGGACCACAGGGACAAUCUGUAUGCGAUACAAAACAAGCCGUCAGAUGACUUCCCCAGUCCUUAGUCGAUCCAUUUUUAUAUCUGGCACGGCUAUCCCUGCUGACUUUGGGCAAAACGUAGACUACACCCUGGAUUGGCCACCUGUCUGAGAAUGUGGUACGUGUGUGUGUGUGUGUGUGUGUGUGUUACAGCUUGGUAACAGGUGUCACUUUUCUUCUACAUAAAAAGUUAAGAUUUUGUAGGAUUUUUUUCAGAGCGAAACAUUUAACAAGAAUAAAGUUCUUGUUUGAAAAAAAUCUUAUUAUUUUGAGUACAAUUAUUUUUCUGUGUGAAAGAAUUUGUAUAAGUUGUAGUAAUAAAGUUGUAGUCUUACUACUGUGAGUGUGGUGACAGAUAGAAUAAUAAUCCUGUCUUUUUUUCAAGACUAUUGCUAUAUUAGUCAUUCAAACUGCUCUCAUUGCUAGAGAACGCUGAAUCUUUUUGCACAAUUGUCAAAAAAAUAAAUAAUAAUAAUAAUUGUACCGGCAUUACCAGAUUACUAGCAACCUUUUAUUGCUAAGUGACUGUUUUUCUCAAUGUCUUUAUGUCUCAAUAGUAUUCUCUGUCAAUUUCACUGUCUGUUGUCGCACUAGAGCGGCUCCAAC
Phyllopteryx taeniolatus (common seadragon) is the source of this 2369-nucleotide messenger RNA. It is a transcript of the gene kbtbd13b, whose product is annotated as kelch repeat and BTB domain containing 13b. Gene Ontology annotation, molecular function: protein binding. The transcript has a single exon. Lineage: Eukaryota; Metazoa; Chordata; Actinopteri; Syngnathiformes; Syngnathidae. The record is from RefSeq and is a predicted model, not a curated record. Bases 74 to 1513 code for a protein of 479 amino acids.